AUUAUGACCAAAGCAGGAAAAUAUUUGGGGCGCCACUUUCAGUGUUGUUGUUUUACGCAGUUGGGGAGAAUACGUUACAUUCGGCCUCUGGAAAGUUACCUCCCACUGCCACCGCGCCUCCUAGGGGACCAUGUUCGGAGAUAUAUGCUGGUUUGACCUGAUUUGUUUUUCAGUGUCAAAUCGCUGACGUUUUUUGCCAAUCGUUUUAUUUCGACCGAACUUGGCUUGGUGCCCCCCUCCCCCUUCGACCAACUGUUCAGUGAAUCACUACCAGAUCUCUCAACAGUUAAGAUGUGAACCCGGAUCUGUUGUCUUUUGAAGUGGAAUUACUCGUUACUGAAGCAGCUGGCAUUCAAACGAUGGCGGAUACAACUUUACGAGACAAGAUCCGUAAGCGUCGCCAGGCUCUGCAGGAGUCGCUGGCUCAAAGUGACGCCGACCCUGACAUCUCCACGUCACGCAUGGACGACACAUGGGCAUCCAAUGAUGUGGAAGCGGUCAGUCCACAGCAGAAUGGGAAGGUUCCGGCAAAGGAACAAGAGGAGACAACAUUGGAGGUGUUGGAUGAGGAAACAGAGAAAGAGAACAUGUUACAGGACCUGGCCUCACGCAGGAAGACUAGGCAGAGAGAAUUAAACAAGAGCCUGCAAGGUGCGGUGGAAUCUGUUGAAGACUUAGAUGAAGUAGACUCUACCGCCAGGAAGAUGUCUAUGGCUGACGCAGCCCUGAGUCUGACCAAGACCAAGUCUCCCACCGGCCUGAGUUCCUCUGUCCGAGAACGACUUAAGAACAAAGUCAAGACUGUCAGGGAGAAAGUUGAGAGUGAGGCUAAGGAGGAGCCGCGUCCCGCGAGGAAGUUGCGAGCGUUGCGGGGGAGACCUCCCGCCAUCACCAGGUUUGAUAAGAUGAAUAAAGAAGACCUGGAGGCGGAGAAGCUGCUGGAAGCGUCACUCAGCGCCAGGUCCAAGUGGAAGAAAGCGGGCAAAGGGAUGAAGGAGCUGCUUGCCAAGAAGGAUGCCCUGCCCACAGACGAGGAAGCCUACGACUUCUUCACACACGUGUAUGAUGCUGAGGAGGAGGAGGAGCCACCCAAACCCCCCACCCCCCGGGAGCCAGAGGCUGGCCCCAGCGGGGAGGGGGUGGAGGAAGGGGAGGAAGCUCAGGAGGAGGAGGAGGGGGAGACAGAGCCUAAGGAAGAAGGUGCAGCGGAGCAGCCCCAGCGCGAGGCGGACCGUCGGAGGGAGGAGGCGGAGAAGGCCCAGGAGGCUCUGGAGGAUUACCUGAGCGAGGGCUGGCAGAUGACGCACGUCCACGCCGCACAGUAUACCGGCUACCAGGCCAGGGUCGACAGGGAGAGGGACAUCUACUUUGUGCCCAGCAUGCUGCCUGUGCCUGCAGAAGAGAAGGUUCCCCAGGACGCCCAGCCCAGAUAUCUGGAGGACGAGGGUUUCUAUGUUGGAGAGAGACCUCCUGUAUCCUACAGGAACCAGAACAUUGCUGAAGACAGGCUUCUCAAGGAACCUGACGAUCGUGGGGCCAGGUGGUUUGGUGAAGACGGAAAAAUAAUCGCUCUUCCCGAUCCCUUAAAGACUGAACCCACCCGUCCACCCAACAUGCUUAUAGACGAACCCGAGCCCAUGUUAGAAACGGAGUACCGUAAGGCGUGGUUAAAGGAGUUUGAUGGGAGGUAUAUCGAUGGAUCAGAGCAGAUAUCUGGACAUGGACGCUACCAGCUGGAUGUUGACGUGAACAUGCUGGUCUUCACCCACCACUCCUUGUUCAGUCGCGAGCACGUUUUGGCAGCCAGACUGAACCAGCUUUACCAACAGUACCUGGUGAGGACACACAAAAACAUGGCCAACUUCCUCACGGAUAAACUGAAGGCCCUGAAAGCCGCAGCAAACCACCUGGAGUCACAGGAGGGACAGGGACUUAACCCUACACCUGCCGAGCAAAGUGGGCGGCUCAGGGAGUACAAGAAUGAGAUAAGACAAACCCGUAAGCUGCGUGAUGCGGAGCAGCAGGCUGACAGGAACCUGCUGAAGAACAUCCUGAAGGUCUGGCGAGACAUCAAGGCUCUGCGCCAGCUGCAGGCCUUCGCCAACACCUCCGCCAAACUCGUCGUGCGCAAGGAGGAGACUGACAAGGAGAAUGACAGGGUGGUGUGGGAGCAGGAGGUAGUAGAGGAGGUGCAGGAGGAGGAAGAUGCGAUGGAGGAGGAGUACCGCAGGCAGGUGGAGAGGUACGAGGCACUGAUGGCAGAGUGGAAGAAACAGCACAAGGCCAGAAAGCAGAAGAAGAAGAAAAAGAAGAAGAAGGAAGGCUCACAGGAGAGUUUACAGGACAGUUUGCAGGAUGAGUCUGUUGAUGAAGGGGAACAGUUACCCAAACCAGAGGCCCCCCAGCCCCCCGACAGGGAGGGUUUACGUGAGAAGGUCCGACAGAAAGCCCUGCAGAUCAGGAGAAGACCUGGAGAACCUAUCCUGACACCAGAGGUCACCAACACUGCAACCAUCACUCCUAAACAGCAGUGUCCCAGGGGUGAACAGGAAAGAAGACAAGAUGUAGAGAGACUACAAGUGUUUGUCAAGGUGCUCUUUAAUGACAAGGAAGUGUCAAGAACUAGACCAAGGAGUGUGACAUCUGACUUCAAGGUGACAUUUGGAGAAAUCUUCCCCAUUCUCAUCAUACAGUGGCCAGAGAGCAUCAAACUACAGGUGUAUGAGAAGGGAGCCCUGUCCAACACCCUCCUGGCCGAGGUGUACGCCGGCAUCCCGGAGGCGGCCGUGACGUCAGGGAACGUGGAGCUGGAGGAUCUGGAGUUCAGCAGCGACCAGCGGGUGGCGUACGAUCACGAGGGUGUCGGCAGCGGAGUGAUGUUUUCCUUUGAGGAGGACAACUCGGAGCCCCUGUGUCUGCUGACCACCGCCAUCCUCAGCACCAGUGUGUCCUGGGGCACGAGGGACGACGGCACCCCCCUGGUCCCACCUGUAGGACCCACCACUGCAACCAUACACAGCCCGAUGCUCCAGGCGGACCCAGUAGCUGCCAUCGGAGCCACAGGCAUGGUGGACAUGGAGAAGCUGGCUGCCUGGAUAGAGGAGUCACGACUGGACCCAAACGACCCCAGCAACGCAGCGCUCAUGCAGCAUGUCAAGAAUUUCACUGGCGGCAAAAACGGCGUCUCCAGAUUGCCCGACUACUUCCGGCUGGAGCAGCUCCAGGAGGAGUUUAACUUCGCCACCGACGAGGAGCUGGAAAAGUCCAAGAGAUUCCGUCUGCUGAAGCUCAGGUCACGGGAAGUCCCCGAAUUCCGCUCCUACCCCAUGGUGCCACUGCGAGACAGGGAGAUUCCAGACUCCAUCUUCAAGGAGUAUGAGAAGAGACAGAAGGAGAAGGAGGAGAGAGAUGUCAGGGAUGACAUGGAUGCACACAGGAAGAGGGUCGCACGCUUCCAGACUAUGGUGAAAGAGCAUGUGUUGAACAGGUACAGAAUGGCCAGGCACCAGUUCUCAACUAAUGACAUGGUCAUGGAGGACCAAGUACCAGACAUCGGAACCCUGACAGUGACCCUGCUGAAGAUCACAGAACCGAGGCGUCCGCUGCGCCCUGUCAGGAAGGAGAGGAAGAAGGUGCCGGCCCAGGCUCUGUCUGCCGGAGAUGUGAAGAUCCUGGUCAACAUACAGAGGGCAUUCAACAUGCAGAUUAGGACCGGAGGUGCAGGCAGUGGUGGGGCUGGUGGAGCAUCCUCGGUCGGAGACAGAACAGGAGACGCUCAAUCAGGGGUGUUGGUUCGUCCCUUCGUGGAGGUGACGUUCCAGCGCACAAGCCAGAAAACGAGCACCGCAGAGGGUAUCAAUCCCAGCUGGAACGAAGAACUCCAACUUCCUCUGAGGGUGCCAAACAACGACUACUCUCCCAGCAACUUGCAGACCCUGGAUGACACUCUCUUCAUCAACGUGUUCGAUGAGCUGGUUAUCGACAUUCUGGAGGACGACCGGCAGCGAGGGACAGACAUCCACCGCAGGAUCGAGCGCCACUGGCUCGGGUCCAUCCAGGUUCCCUUCUCCACCAUCUACUUCCAGUCCCAGAUUGACGGCACGUUCAGAGUGGAGGCCCCGCCCGUGUUGCUAGGUUACAAGCGCGGGGGUGGGGGUGGGUCGGAGGGGCUGGACCUGCAGAUGGGCGGGAACGAGCACACGUACCUGACCCUGUUCAUCACCAUCGAGCCGCCCCUCACGCCGCUCGAGCCACUCAAGGAGAAGUUUGACAGCCAGGAGGACGAGAAGCUGCUGUUCCAGGCCGAGAAGUGGCAGGGCGAAAUCGAGAAACGCUUCCCGAAACGGAACAUCUCCACCACGGUGACCAACAUCAACGGGAAGUCCGUGUUUGUGACCAGGUUCAUCCAGCCACUACAGCCACCUGACGAGCUCAUCGACAGCAACGCUGACACCAGGCAGAACUCGGAGCGUGUGGCGAGGUUCGUGUCGUUGAUCCCCUUCAUCUCCGACUCCACGCUGUUUGCAGGAAUUUGUGACAUCUGGAGCACAUGUGAUCAAUUCCUGCAGAUGUUGUCGGGAGAUGAGGAGGAGCAUGCCGUGCUGCUGUGUAACUACUUCCUGCACAUGGGGAAGAAGGCCUGGGUGGUCCUGGGCUCUGCUGUGCCUGAGGGACCCACGGCAUACGUCCUGACACAUGAGUCCAGCGGGGACUACCUCCUGUGGAACCCCAGCUCGGGCGAGUUCUUCAACCAGCACGACCCGUUCUGCCCCAUGCAGUCCGUCGGCUGCCUCAUCAACCAGGACAACAUCUGGGCCAACGUGCAGGGGUACGACGCCACGGGCAGGAUGAGCUUCGACACCACCAGGGAGGCGCAGUGGAAGCCGUUCUUCAGCCGCAGCUACCCCAACCCCGGCCUGUCCAGCGUACAGCCCGACCAGCUGGUCUACCUGCCCACAGACAAGGACUACGUGGCAGACUUGCAGGACAGAAUCGAGAGGAAGCUGAGAGACAAAGUGAUGGAGUGGCGCCCCCACAGCAUCACCCGCUGGAACCGGUACUGCACCCAGAUCUUCCGCCGGCUGCUGCCCAGGCUGGAGCAGAGCGGGGGGAGGGGCACGGCUGACGAGCACCGAACUGAGCUGGAACCCAUCCUCGCCUCGUACAAGAUGUCAGGGUUUCCCAUGCAGAUGCCGUACACAGAAGACAACCCUGUGGUGGAGGCAGUGUUCAGUACAGGCGUGCACCAGUUACAGGGCAAGGACGUGGAGUUUGCCCUGGCUGUCCACAUCCACCCCUACCCCAACUCCGUCCUGUCUCUCUGGGUCUAUGUGGCCUCUCUGGUCAGGAAGAGAUGAUAUCUGCCACACCGUCAGACAAUCAUGCCAGAAAUACUUGCAUACUGAUGUACUGACUUGCCUGUGUACAAUCCUUCAUCCUGUUAUGUACACAUCAGACAGAUGUGUCCUCCUGUAUUUUUUCUACAAUAUCCCUAGUGGUAGCACCCAGGAGUAAGAUCUAUUUUGUAUCUGUGUUUAUAUGUGCCACUGUAUAUUGUAUAGACACCCAUUAAAUGUUGUCACUUGACUGUUAAACUGGUCGAUAUUAAUGUGCAGAAGAAUGUGGCAUAGUUUUCAUACAUGUGUUAUGUUACAGUCUGACCAUCUCAGUUUUACUGAAGGUCUACAAUGCCCACACAUCAUUACUCAGUGAAAUAAUAUAUAUAUAUAUAUUAUACAUGUGUAUAUUGUAAGAGUUUUGUGCCAAAUAUGUCUACAAGUGUUUAUUGAAAGCAAAUGUAUAAAUAUGUCUAUUCUCCCAUUUUUGGCUUAUUAAAAAUGUAUAAUUUAUCGUUACAUAAAGGCACCAUUUUGGAUGUAGAAUACUUCCAUUCGUGCAAGUAUUUCCACCAUGUCAUGCUACUCUAAUGGUUUGUGUGAAUAUCCUAUGGUUCAAAACUUACAAUCAACCCAUGUCUUAUGGUGCAAAAUGUACGAGCAACUCAUAACAUUAGGUUUCAGCACAAUGUAGAGUAAACAGACCUUGUUAUGACCAGGAGUUAUCUCAGAUGAACUUUGCACUGAUUGACUGACUGAAUUAGUCAGUGGGUUUCAUGUGUUAUGCUAGCAGGAUGUUUGCCAUCUUUUGUUGGAUAAUUGCCAAGAUGUAAUGUAGAUUGUCUGGGUGAUACAUGUUUAUCACCAUGUGCAAAAUGUACAGUUAUGAUACAUGUAUUUUGCCGUGUUUCUUGAGAUUUAUAUUUUCAUUUAGGCUACUCAGUCUAGUUGUAAAUAGAAGAAUAAACUUUGUUGUAAACAAAAGCUGUGAAAGUACAAUGUGAAUUGUAUAACAAGUGUUUAUUGAUUCAAAUGUGAGAGAGCAUGCUUCAGGGCAUUCUGUAGAUUUUGUCCAAGCAUGGAGGUUCUAC
This is a messenger RNA of Branchiostoma belcheri (Belcher's lancelet), 6427 nucleotides long. RefSeq names its product coiled-coil and C2 domain-containing protein 2A-like. The coding region runs from base 360 to 5357 and encodes 1665 amino acids. The record is from RefSeq and is a predicted model, not a curated record. NCBI's taxonomy places the organism in Eukaryota, Metazoa, Chordata, Leptocardii, Amphioxiformes, Branchiostomatidae. The transcript is spliced from 34 exons. Gene Ontology annotation, cellular component: ciliary transition zone. Gene Ontology annotation, biological process: protein localization to ciliary transition zone; non-motile cilium assembly.